AUGUUGUCGCGUUGGGUCGUGUACAGUCUGCGCGUGGUGAUGAACCAGGCGGUGAUCUACGCCGCUUUGGCCAAGGAUGAGCCGAUCAUCGGGAUGGAUGUCAAUGGCAACCUCUUCAUCAACACCUCAUCAACGGGCAACGGGCGGCUGCUGCUGAAUGGGGUUGAUGUGAUCCAAGAGCUGACUGAGUCACGCCAGAUGUGCGCCGGCACAAUAUCAAAGACCACAACAUUGCCUCCGACCACCACCACGGCCACCACCACGGCCAUCACCACGGCUGCUCCCACAGACUUGCCCGUCACGUACUCGGGUACAAUCGGUUGUGAGCUGGAGAACGUGCCUUCAAACGUUGCGUAUGUCAUGGGCAACGUUCGCCUGACAUCUUGCCCACUUCUGACGGCAAAUGAUCUCCUGCAAGUUUUUCGCAAGCUCGUCCAAGUGAGCGGGGACUUGAAAUUCGACAACAAUGGCGCUCUGACCAACGUGGAUGGGCUUGCAACUCUCGCAAGCGUUGGAGGCGACUUGUACAUAAACAAUGACGCCCUGACCAACGUGGACGGCCUUGGCAGUGUCGCCAGCGUGGGCGGCCACUUGCACAUCAACAACAAUGCCGUUCUGACCAACGUGGACGGUCUUGGCAAUGUCACCAGCGUGGGCGGCCACUUGUACAUCAACUACAAUACCGCCCUGACCAACGUGGACGGCCUUGGCAGUGUCGCCAGCGUGGGCGGUCACUUGCACAUCAACAAUAAUGACGCUCUGGCCAACGUGGACGGCCUUGGUGAUGUCACCAGCGUGGGCGGCCACUUGUACAUCAACAACAAUGUCGCCCUGAGCCACGUGGAUGGCCUUGUUGGUAUCACCAGCGUGGGCGGCUACUUGAACAUCUACAGCAAUGCCGCCCUGACCAACGUGAACGGUCUUGGCAAUAUCACCAGCGUGGGCGGUUACUUGAAGAUUAAGGACAACGACGCCCUGACCAACGUGAACGGCCUUGGUAGUAUCACCAGCGUGGACGGUUACCUGAAGAUUGAGGACAACGACGCCCUGACCAACGUGGACGGCCUUGGUAGUAUCACCAGCGUGGCCGGCGAUUUGAACAUUUGUUCAAACUCUCAACUUGACACAUCAAUGAUACCUGCCUCUGUUCGAUCAUUGGGCACAUGCCAACUCAUCACGAGCGGAGGUUGCAGCUCUUGUUGA
Messenger RNA from Monosiga brevicollis MX1, 1203 nucleotides. RefSeq lists its product as uncharacterized. The record is from RefSeq and is a predicted model, not a curated record. The transcript is spliced from 10 exons. Lineage: Eukaryota; Choanoflagellata; Craspedida; Salpingoecidae. Gene Ontology annotation, cellular component: cell wall; plasma membrane. Bases 1 to 1203 code for a protein of 400 amino acids.